AUGCCCCUGUUCAACUGGAUGAAGUGGUCACAUGAGACAAGAGUGCAGACUCAGGAUGAAGCGCCACCUCUUAAGACCUCGGGGGUUGUGCCCAGCCGCAUGUUGAUCAGAGAGCUCCUGUGGCAUGUGGAGGAGCGUGAGCAGCUGGCGAGGGAACUGGAGCGAGAGCACAGGCUGGCCCACAGCGCCCUGGGCCUCCGCUGGUUUCAGAAGUACCCCAGAUUACGGACCCUCAUCCCCACAUCAGAGCUACACCAACUGGAGUUCCUGUGUGCCCAGAUCCCACCUAUCCACGCAGCCACCGUCCUUUCCAGGUUUCGUGAAGUGCUCGCCACUAACAACAUACGGCCCUGGGAGCUAGCAUCUGUCUUCAAGCAGGUGCUGAGGGACUUCCUGAGCCAAAAGCAAUUUGAUGAGGAGGACGACCUCUCAGUGCAGCCAGCACAGCUCCGACCAAUGGAGGUUUGGACCAGCCGCUAUAAGAUGAAACAGGGCUUUGUCACACCUACCGUCCCCAACUGUGGAGACCAUCCAAGGGAGGAGAUCCCAACAAUCUCUGGAUAUGUGGACCGGGCCAUGCGACACUCCAGUUCAUUCAUAGCCAACAGGGACUGGGACCUUCCUUAUUACUAUCCAGUUCCUCUCAGACCCAAAGGGGCAUACAGCACUACAUUGUGAGAGGACAAACUGCUCAAAAGGUCUGUGGUGUUGUGUUUGACAAAAGGGAAAAACAGUCAUCACAUCCUCAGCAUGGAGAUGAGAUUCAAAAACUUGAUUAUUUGUAUUAGUUUUAGACAUUUCAGGGUUUGUGACCAAAAUGCAAGAGCUAGUUUUCUGCCUGCCUGCUCUUUAUAAUCCCAUACUUCUGAGUGGUGUUCCAU
Toxotes jaculatrix (banded archerfish) is the source of this 881-nucleotide messenger RNA. It is a transcript of the gene rd3l, whose product is annotated as RD3 like. The transcript is spliced from 2 exons. Bases 1 to 678 code for a protein of 225 amino acids. The record is from RefSeq and is a predicted model, not a curated record. NCBI's taxonomy places the organism in Eukaryota, Metazoa, Chordata, Actinopteri, Toxotidae.